Molecule: messenger RNA, 3367 nt
Organism: Coregonus clupeaformis (lake whitefish)
Lineage: Eukaryota; Metazoa; Chordata; Actinopteri; Salmoniformes; Salmonidae
Product: extracellular sulfatase Sulf-1-like
Cellular component (GO): cell surface; endoplasmic reticulum; plasma membrane
Molecular function (GO): glycosaminoglycan binding; N-acetylglucosamine-6-sulfatase activity
Source: RefSeq, a predicted model, not a curated record
GAGUGUCAUCACAUCAAAGAGAGGAUUAGACUCGAGAGGUUGUCUUCUCCUUCUUCCAGAGGAGCAGAACUGUGUGGUCCACCUCUCUUCUCUUUAACCACCACCGAGACCAGAACCCACCAAACCAGAACUCUACAUCAGAGCAAGAAGAGAGGGAGAAAGAGGGAGAGAGAGAGGAAUCCUUCUGCUUCUCACUUACUCGUCUGGCACUGUGCUCUCCUGACGUCCAGACUCCUCCCCAGCUGUAGGGGCUCCAGUGGGUGUCUGUGAGUAAGUGACACCCUCCAUCGAUCCCUCCAUCAUGCUAUUGGUGUGUGUGACCUGGCUGGGCCUCGUGUCCCUGGGUUGGGACCAGGGCUGUUCAGCCGUCAGCACCACCAGAGCCCAGGGAGGCCUCAGGGGACGCAUACAGAGGGACCGCAGGAACAUCAGGCCCAACAUCAUCCUCAUCAUGACCGACGAUCAGGACACAGAGCUGGGUUCUCUCCAGGUGAUGAAUAAGACUCGUAAGAUAAUGGAGGAUGGAGGCACCUCAUUCACCAACGCCUUUGUGACCACGCCCAUGUGCUGUCCGUCUCGCUCGUCCAUGCUGACAGGGAAGUAUGUUCACAAUCACAACACAUACACCAACAAUGAGAACUGUUCCUCACCGUCCUGGCAGGCUCAGCAUGAACCACGUUCCUUCGCAGUCUACCUCAACAACACAGGAUACAGGACAGCGUUCUUCGGGAAGUACCUGAACGAGUACAACGGCAGCUACAUCCCUCCUGGGUGGCGUGAGUGGGUGGGGCUCGUAAAAAAUUCCCGCUUUUACAAUUACACCGUCUGUCGGAAUGGGUACAAGGAGAAGCACGGUGCGGAGUACUCCAAGGACUAUUUCACGGACCUGAUCACCAACGACAGUAUCAACUUCUUCCGUGUGUCCAAGAAGGUGUACCCUCACCGACCAGUGAUGAUGGUCAUCAGCCACGCUGCCCCCCACGGGCCAGAGGACUCAGCCCCACAAUACUCAGAGAUGUUCCCUAAUGCCUCCCAACACAUCACCCCCAGUUAUAACUACGCCCCAAACAUGGAUAAACACUGGAUCAUGCAGUACACCGGCCCCAUGAGACCCAUCCACAUGGAGUUCACCAACUUCCUACACAGGAAGAGACUGCAGACACUCAUGUCAGUGGAUGACUCUGUACAGAAGGUGUAUGAGAUGUUGGUAGAGAGUGGGGAACUGGACAACACCUACAUAAUCUACACAGCUGACCACGGCUACCACAUCGGCCAGUUUGGGCUGGUAAAGGGGAAGUCCAUGCCCUACGACUUUGACAUCAGAGUGCCCUUCUUCCUCCGCGGGCCCGACGUCGAGCCUGGAGCAGUUAACCCUCAGUUGGUGUUGAACAUUGACCUUGCCCCCACCAUCCUGCACAUCGCUGGGCUGGACACGCCUCCAGACAUGGACGGGAAGUCCAUCCUCAAACUCCUGGAACAGGAGAAGACUGGAAACAGAUUCAAACGCAAUCGGAAAGCCAAAGUCUGGAGGGACACGUUCCUGGUGGAGAGAGGAAAACUCCUGAGGAAGAAGGAGGACAGAGGAGGCUUCAACCCCCAGAACACAAACAGCCUGCCCAAAUACAAGAAGGUCAAAGAGGUUUGUCAACAGGCAGAGUUCAAGACGCCAUGCCAACAGCCUGGACAGAAGUGGCACUGUGUGGAGGAGAUCACGGGGAAGUGGCGGAUCCAGAAGUGUAAAGGAGGUGGACUGAAGGAGGGCCCCAGGAAGAGGGCCCCCAGCCUGAGGCCUCUCAGCAGCUACGACAGUAGGGAGAUGGAACCCUGUGACUGUGGUCCUGACCGACCGGGACACGCACACCUCCAGUUCCCAACCUCCUCUGGAGAACCAGGCUAUAGGCCUCGUACUCGACCCACCAGAUCUCUCUCCGUGGAGUUCGAAGGACAGAUCUAUGACAGUGACCUCGCGGCAGACGACCAGUCAGCCAUGCAGAGACGUGUCAUCAGAAAGCGCCACUAUGAGCAGGAGGACCCCGAGUUCUCCUUGGAGUCAGACGACAGGUCAGAGGAGAUGCUGGCGGAUGAUACCAACGCCGUGGUGUACCCCAACUCUGUCAAGGUCACACACAAGUGCUACUUCCUGAUGAAUGACACGGUCCACUGUGAGAGAGAGAUCUACUCUUCCUCUAGAGCCUGGAAGGACCAUAAGAGCUAUGUGGACCAGGAGAUCGAGGCCCUUCAGGACAAGAUCAAGAACCUUCGGGAGGUCAGGGGUCAUCUGAAGAGGAGGCGACCUGACGAGUGUGACUGUGGAAAGAAGAGGGAGGCGGUCCAGGAAGUGGAUGGGAAGACCCAGCUGUUGAACGAGAUCAGGAGGAAGAAGAAGGAGAGGAAAGAGAGGAAGAGGCAGAAGAAGGGGGAUGACUGUAGUCUACCUGGUCUGACAUGUUUCACUCACAACAACGACCACUGGCAGACCGCCCCCUUCUGGAACCUCGGAGGGUUCUGUGCCUGCACCAGUUCUAACAACAACACCUACUGGUGCGUGAGGACCAUCAACGAGACACACAACACCCUGUUCUGUGAGUUCGCUACGGGCUUCCUCGAGUACUUUGACCUCAACCACGACCCCUAUCAGCUGACCAACGUGGUGUAUUCAGUGGAUAGAGAGGUGCUGAACACCCUCCAUGCCCAGCUGAUGGAGAUGAGGAGCUGCCAGGGACACAAGCAGUGUAACCCCCGACCCAAAGGCCUGGACACAACAGGAGGUAAAGAUGGAGACAGCUAUGAACCACACAGCACUCAGCCAGUCUGGGAUGGACGAGCGGGUUAAGCUGCCCAACUUGACGGAGAAGGAGGUGGACUGACUACAGCCCAGACAGGACGACCAGAGAAGGACUGACUACAGCCCAGACAGGACGACUGGCACAUCUUCCAGAAGGAUGUCGAAAAAUGUUACUGCUACACAUUUUAGACCAACUCGAGAAAAACAACGACGACAACCAAACCCAUAAGCUUGACUUUAAGGAUGACCCGGCAUCUGAGCAGGGGGGCCGGGGCUGGAGCAGGGGCUGCGGAGGAAAGGGAGAGGAGGCCCCCAGCCAGGACAUCUGGCCCGGCCUGGUCACCCCGAACUGGGCCACAGCAGGACUCCCAGAGAGCCCACGCACCACCCCUCUUGCCCCCGGCACACUCCCACCACCUCCUCAGUACCACCCACACACCCCGCGACUCAGAGGUUAGAGGUCAACUACAAUCUAUGAAUGACCUCCCGGAUGAGACUAACCCAUUAGACAGACCCCAGGUUGUGUCUGUGAUGACAUUAUCAUCUGUGACGUCAUCGUCAGGGGGGUCAAAGGAGAGGAGG